GCGGGCGGGCGGGCGCCGCGCGAGGGCCGCCGAACGCAGCCCCGAGGUCGGCCGGGCCAUGGCGCGGGAGAGGCCGCCCGGGAGGGGCUGCAGCCCGCUGAGCCGCUGUCUGCUGGGCGCCGCGCUGCUGCUGGGCCUGCGGCUCUGCGCGGAGCUGCGGCGCGCCGGCCCCCCGCCCCCGGCCCGCAGCGCCCCGCCCCGGCCGCCCGCGCCGCACCUGCCGCCCGCGCCCGGCCCCCCGCGCGGCGCCAGCAGGAGGCAGGUGACCUACGUGCGCAGUGGGCGCCGGGCCCCGCGCGGGGGCGGCGGGAGCGGGACGCUGGAGACGGGCUGCUGCGCCCCGCGCGGGCGUCCCCGCCGGAAGGGUUCCCGGUGGCACAUAGACCUGCAGCCUUGGGCAGGCCCUGCUCAGUCCCUGGAUGAAGAAGCCUCGAGGUUCCUGAGAUAUAUCAGCACCACCCAGAUUGCAUGUGAUCACGUGAGCGCAGACAGCCUGGCUACAGACUCCAGCUCUGCUACGAAGCCCUGGUCGGUUUGUCUUGAUGACAGGUUUGGCUUAGCUCAUCAAAUCCGCAGCAAGCAGUGCCGUCUCUACUCUUUAGGGCUGGGAAGUGAUGAUACCCAGUUUGAGGUUAGCAUGGCCAACAACGGAUGUGAAGUGCAUCGUUUUGAUCCCAGUGUUAAGUCGGCUCAUAUUCUGGAGAAUCAGCGCCUCUGGUAUCACCGCUUGUCCAUUGACUGGCGGGACCCCCAUCCAGCUGUUGCUGCCCAAAAGCCGCAUAGCAACACCAGAAAAUUGGGGACCAUUUUGAAUGAAUUUGGGCAUCACAAGAUUGAUGUUCUCAAAGCAGAUCUGGAGAGCGCAGAAUGGAAAGUUUUGGAAAAUCUUAUUCUGGAAGAUGUCCUUGAACAGAUUGGGCAGCUCGUCUUUGAGAUCCAUCUCCACUGGCCCGGGUUCGAGGUCAGCGGCAGCGACAGCAGUGUCGUGCGGUUCUGGUACAGCCUCCUCAAAGAGUUAGAACUAAACGACUUUAGGCUUUUUCACAGUUACAAGGAUUUAUCUAAACCUCAGCUAUUCCUGAAGAAAGACAUUUUCAACGCAAGUAGCUGCUACACUCUUGGUUGGGUAAAUACCAGGUGGAAGUAG
This is a messenger RNA of Eptesicus fuscus (big brown bat), 1147 nucleotides long. It is a transcript of the gene METTL24, whose product is annotated as methyltransferase like 24. Lineage: Eukaryota; Metazoa; Chordata; Mammalia; Chiroptera; Vespertilionidae. The coding region runs from base 59 to 1147 and encodes 362 amino acids. The record is from RefSeq and is a predicted model, not a curated record. The transcript has 5 exons.